AUGUUUAUCAAUAGAUGUCGCAGUACAACUAUAACUGCUUUGCGUUUUACUCAAGUGGUAAACCGACAACUAAGAAAAAUGGGUAAUUCUGAAUCGAGAUCAUAUUCUCCAAAUCAACAAUGUUCCUCAUCUAAAAUUGAUUCUCAUGGUACCAUAUCGCGCACUGACUCGCAAGUUGAGUAUGUGGAGGCGAUAGUAUGCCAAUCAACAGAUUUGAAGGAAAAUGAAAUGAAAGUGUUUGACAUAGCUGAACAUGGUAAAGUACUGCUUGUUAAACAAAAAGGAGAAUUUAGUGCAGUAGGUCCUAAGUGUACCCACUAUGGUGCUCCAUUGAAUACUGGAGCCCUUGGUGAUGGAAGAGUGAGAUGUCCAUGGCAUGGUGCAUGUUUCAAUUUGAAAACUGGUGAUAUAGAAGAUUUCCCUGGAUUUGAUUCACUACCUUGUCAUCAAGUUACUGUUACAGACAAAGGAGAUGUAAAGGUACGAGCAAAAUUAGCAGAUCUGAAAUCCAACAAACGAGUGAAAGAUAUAGGAAUAGCAUCACCAUGUGACAGUACUGCGGUUGUUGUUGUGGGAGGUGGUCCAUCUGGCGCCACCUGUGUUGAAACACUAAGAAGUGAAGGUUUUAAGGGCCGUAUCACCCUUGUUUGCAAAGAAAAAUACCUCCCAUAUGAUAGGGUCAAAGUUUCAAAGAUUGGCACUGCUACAGAUAUUGAGAAACUACAGGCAAGAAAUCAACAGUACUACGAAGAAGCCAAUAUUGAAGUCCUCAAGGGAGUAGAAGCUACGAAAGUUAACACGGAAGAAAGAAUAGUUGAGCUCAGCGACGGAAGUAAACUUACCUAUAGUGCUCUGUAUUUAGCGACUGGAUCUAAACCACGAGUUCCUAUCAUUCCUGGCAUUGAGUUAAGCAAUAUAUUCACGGUCCGUAAUUUCGACGAUGCUAUGAACAUUCUCAAUCAAUUAGGGUCAGAUAAGGAGAAAGACGUUGUGGUACUGGGCUUAAGUUUCAUAGGUUUAGAAGUCGCGUCCUCUUGCGUUUCCAAGGCCAAGUCGAUGACUGUUAUUGGCAAGGAUACAGCACCACUAGGUCAAAUAUUUGGUACAGACAUAGGCAAAAGCUUACAAACUCUAUUCGAAAAUAAUAAUGUAAAGUUUCAUUUUAAAACAACAGUUGUGAAAUGUAAUGGCGAAAAUGGAGUUCUGAAAUCUGUAGAACUUGAAAAUGGGGAAAUAUUACCAGCAGAUAUGUUGGUUUUGGGAAUAGGCACAACAUUUUACACCGAUUUUAUUAAGGACAGUGGUAUUAACUUAUUACCCAAUGGUGCUGUCAUUGUCAAUGAUAAACUUGAGACUAACAUUAAAAAUGUUUAUGCGGGCGGCGACAUAGCUCACGCUCCCGUUUUCGCCAAUAAUAAUGAUCAGAUGUCCAUUGGGCAUAUUGGUUUGUCUCAAUACCAUGGUCUAGUGGCGGCCAAAAACAUAUUAAAAAGGGAAACACCUUUGCAUACUGUUCCCUAUUUCUGGACAAUGCUUUUUGGAAAAUCAAUUAGAUAUGCUGGUUGUGGAAGACCAGUUAGUUCUUUAAUAGAAGGCAAUGUUGCAGAGCUUAAAUUUGUUAUAUUCUUUUUUGAUAAGUCGGAUAAGGUUAUAUCUGUUGCGUCUUGCAUGAGGGAUCCAGUAGUGUCGCAAUUUGCUGAGUUACUUCAUCAAGGUAAAUCUAUUUACAAGAAAGACCUUGAAAGUGAUUUCUUUGCUUGGACCACAACAAUUAACUAG
Molecule: messenger RNA, 1779 nt
Organism: Pieris macdunnoughi
Lineage: Eukaryota; Metazoa; Arthropoda; Insecta; Lepidoptera; Pieridae
Source: the annotation of a GenBank genome assembly